AUGAAUGUUCAGAGACCUAAAUCAGCCUUUUCCAUCCGUGGACCGUCUAUGACAUUGUGUGAUGUUAUAAGAUGUGGUUAUUAUAAACACGUUGGUUUUCUUGUAGAAAUGGGAAUCGUUAUUGAUGAAAGUGAUCAAGAAGGUAAAACACCUCUGAUAUUAUGUGCCUUUGUGGAACCAGAGUCGUGGGGUGUGGGACUAGCGAGGAUUCUAAUAGAACACGGAGCACAAGUGUCAAAGAAGGAUAGAUUUGGUUUGAACACUUUCCAUUACGCGUGUAUCUACGGACGCUUUCAAUUAGCUAAGGCCCUACUGAAUGCCAUGGAUUUCGAUAUUAACGAUGUCGACAGGUAUGGAAACACAGCACUUCAUUACACAGUUAGAAGUGGAAAUUCUAUGAUUACCAAACUGAUUGUGGACGCAUUAAAGCGUUACAAUUUGCCAUUGGAUACCCGGAACAGACAUGGACAAACAGCCCUAGAGCUGGCAUAUAAACUUAAUCGCUAUAGCUGUGUCAAACUGUUAGAGGAUGACGAUACGUUUGAGAUACCCUGUGAAGACACAAACCUAGUUCUUGGUUUUGAAAAUAAGCGUCAAGGUUCCAGAAGGUGUUACAGAGAAUGCUGUCGAAGUGCUCCUAGUGGUACGUUUGGCAGGAACAGUUACAACACCAUCAGAUCUACCAAAAAUCUUAAAGCAAACCAGAAAGAUCCAGAAAGACUCAUACACAGUGCUAGUGCCAAAGAUUUCCGGAAUACACCGGAAAAUAUCUUUAAAUUAACAUCAAUUCCAGUUGAUGAAUGUAACAGCCGUGGUCAAUCUAGGGAAUCGGCACCAUUUAUUCGUCCAGAUACAGCUUUCGCAAGAAGCCCACAAUCGAACAGCAAUAAUUCGUCAGACAAAUCGUGGCGGAAUGAGUUGAGGAAUCUGUAUCUGAUGUAUGAAUAUCAAUGCUGUCCAUCAUGGAGACGACCUAUUAAACCUGUUGUGUACCAUGUAAAAAUUGAAGAACCACCAGCCGACUUGGAUGAGGUAGACAAAGUCAAGGACAAAAGAAACAGACGAAGUAGCUGUACCUCCAGACUAAGUCUCAAUUUAGAUCUGCGUCGACGGUCUUCCAGCUCACCGAGAACUCCCCGAAAGGGUUCAACGACAAAUGUUGAUAAGCGAUCUCCAUUUGGCGAUAAUUUGUCGAGCAGCAGUGAAUCGAGCGCUAGAAGUAAAAGAGACGGUCUCAGUAAAAAUGAAAUAAGUCCGAGAAGUCCAAGAGGCAGUCCAAAACAUUUGGACGUUGAUAGUGUAUUUAAUUAA
This is a messenger RNA of Lottia gigantea (owl limpet), 1311 nucleotides long. RefSeq lists its product as hypothetical. The coding region runs from base 1 to 1311 and encodes 436 amino acids. The transcript has a single exon. Gene Ontology annotation, molecular function: protein binding. The record is from RefSeq and is a predicted model, not a curated record. NCBI's taxonomy places the organism in Eukaryota, Metazoa, Mollusca, Gastropoda, Lottiidae.